CAGCAUAUGUAACAUAUUCGGUUAUUUUUGCCAUAAUGGAAAUACCAACCGAUGGAUUGUUAAAAGUUUGUUGAGUAAAACACUACAGAAUAAAGCAUCAAAGGGUAUAAAAAAGAAUACUGGAGGAGUGUUUUACAUUGGCCUGAAGAUCUGAAAGAAGCCACCAUAAAAAUGGCAGAAGCAGUCGACACCAACACAACACAUCAGGUGAGGUACCCUAUCUUGGUAGAGCAGAACAGCUCCAGAGAGCAUGAGCCAGGCACAGUCUACACAGCACGUGAUACAGACUGUAAACAUUGUGUACCUGUAGAGACAAUCCUAUCACAGCAGGGUCAAGAGGUAAAGGUCUCAAAAGAAAUACAGGAGAGAAUUGUGCUCAUUGAUGGGGUCAAGUAUGUUGUACUGUCUCCAAGAGACUAUCAGUACAUGCAAGAUAAAAUCAAAGCAUUUGAACAGAAAACAGACAUAUCAGAUAUCAAGGAUAAGACUAUUAAUGAUAUAAAGCUUCAUCUUGAGUUUGUAGAGAAGGAUAGAGAUAGGGGCAUUGAAUGUUACAAUGUUAUAGAAACCAAACUCAAAAAGAUGGAACUAGAACUUAAUCAAGCAAAGGAUGAACUUAAUGAUACAAACCAUAUCAUUAAAAAGAAAGAUGAAGAAAGACACCACCUGAGGAGUAAAAUCAAACAACAACUUGAAGCUACUGCCAAGCUUCAGGAAAGCUACCAUGCAAAAAGUAAGGAGGCAGAAGACAGCAAGAGACACCUUGAUCACAUGACCCAAAAGUUAAAUGAAUUUCUUGAUGAGAACGACAAGUUAAGACGAAGUUUGGAUCGCUAUGAAAAUGAAUUGCAAAUAUCAAAGAAUACUCUGUUACGCACAGAAAAUGUAAUUGGCAAACUUAAAGAGGAGUAUGAACAGAAAGUUGAAAGCUCUGCCGUGAAGGAUAACACUAUAGAAAACCUAGAGCUACAGUGCACCCAACUACAAAAGGAAAUUCAAUCAAAGUCUCAGGCUGAUUCUGGAACAGAUGCUUUGGGGGAUGCUUCGACAGUUGGUCCAUCCAGACUUCCACAUGAUACUGCUGUUCUUGCUGGAGCUAUAACGAGAGCGCCAGAUGGACCAGCAGAAUCUAUUAUUGGAGGAACAGCAGCUGGAGUUGCAUUAAGACCAGCAGCUGGAGUUACAUUAAGACCAAUGGGAGCUGUUAUUGGAGUAGCAGGACAAGUAGCUGCAAUUGCAUCAUUAGGACCAGCUGGAGCUAUUAUUGGAGGUAUUAUUGGAGCAAUCCAAGGAACAUCUUCUAUUGGAGCAAUCCAAGCAACAGCUGUAAUAUCUUCAUAAAAGGUCUUCCAUCCUAGAUGUCCAGACAUCAACCAUAUAUGAACCACUACGAUGGUGCUUUUUGCACAUGUUCACAAUGUUUUCCUAACAAAUUUUUGGCUACACCUUGAACAGGAUAAUGUUACUCUAAAUAGUGGAAUUGAAAAUACUUAAAGUAUACUUUUAUAUGAUUGAUAAAAAAUCAAUAGUAAAAUUAAAGUUAAUCAGUACUACUGCAGUCUAUAUGCACUUUUUUCACAUCUCAUAUACAUGUAACCUAGUGUACAGUACUACUGCAGUCUAUAUGCACUUUUUUCACAUCUCAUAUACAUGUAACCUAGUGUACAGUACUACUGCAGUCUAUAUGCGCUUUUU
Owenia fusiformis is the source of this 1695-nucleotide messenger RNA. NCBI's taxonomy places the organism in Eukaryota, Metazoa, Annelida, Polychaeta, Sabellida, Oweniidae. The record is from the annotation of a GenBank genome assembly.